Messenger RNA from Diceros bicornis minor, 1568 nucleotides. RefSeq names its product N-acetylneuraminate pyruvate lyase (gene NPL). The record is from RefSeq and is a predicted model, not a curated record. NCBI's taxonomy places the organism in Eukaryota, Metazoa, Chordata, Mammalia, Perissodactyla, Rhinocerotidae. The transcript is spliced from 12 exons. Bases 144 to 1139 code for a protein of 331 amino acids. Gene Ontology annotation, molecular function: 4-hydroxy-tetrahydrodipicolinate synthase activity; N-acetylneuraminate lyase activity. Gene Ontology annotation, biological process: N-acetylneuraminate catabolic process; carbohydrate metabolic process.
CUCAAAAAAUAACAAUGCUUCUAUGACUAGUAAGAGGCAGAGCUGGGAGUUGAACCAGGCAGUCUGCCUGCAGAACCCAGACUAUUAACCAGGAUGCUCUACUGCCUCUCAUUGCCUGUUUUGGACAACUUCUUGGCUGUUUUAUGCUGAUUGUGGACAGACUCGUCAGCAGCUCAAUGGCCUCCUCGAAGAAGAAACUUCAAGGUCUUGUUGCUGCAACCAUCACGCCGAUGACUGAGCAUGGAGAAAUCAACUUUUCAGUCAUUGGUCAGUAUGUGGAUUAUCUUGUAGAAGAACAGGGAGUGAAGAAUGUUUUUGUGAAUGGCACAACAGGAGAAGGCCUAUCCCUGAGCGUCUCAGAGCGCCGCCAGGUCGCAGAAGAGUGGGUGACAAAAGGGAGGAACAAGUUGGAUCAGGUAGUAAUUCACGUAGGAGCACUAAGCUUGAAAGAGUCACAAGAACUGGCACAACACGCAGCAGAAAUAGGAGCCGAUGGCAUCGCUGUCAUUGCACCUUUCUUUCUCAAGCCGUGGAACAAAGAUGUCCUGAUUAAUUUCCUAAAGGAGGUGGCUGCCGCUGCCCCUGCAUUGCCAUUUUAUUACUAUCACAUUCCUGCCGUGACAGGGAUAAAGAUUCGUGCUGAGGAGGUGUUGGAUGGGAUUCAGGAGAAGAUCCCCACCUUCCAAGGGCUGAAAUUCAGUGACACAGAUCUUUUAGACUUCGGGCAGUGUGUUGAUCAGAAUCGCCAGCUACAGUUUGCUUUCCUUUUUGGGGUGGAUGAGCAACUGUUGAGUGCUCUGGUGAUGGGAGCGACUGGAGCGGUGGGCAGUACCUAUAAUUACCUGGGAAAAAAGACAAACCAGAUGUUGGAGGCUUUUGAACAAAAGGACUUCUCUUCAGCCCUGAACCACCAGUUUUGUAUUCAGAGAUUCAUCAACUUUGUGGUCAAACUAGGUUUUGGAGUGUCACAGACCAAAGCCAUCAUGACUCUGGUCUCCGGGAUUCCAAUGGGCCCACCCCGGCUUCCACUGCAGAAAGCCUCCAGGGAGUUUACUGAUAAUGCUGAAGCUAAACUGAAGAGCCUGGAUUUCCUUUCUUUCAAUGAUUUAAAGGAAGGAAACUUGGAAGCCUGUAGUUAGUGCCUCUCUAUUAAAUCAGAGUGUGUACAUUGAGACAUAAUCCACCUUGAAUAGUGCAUUCAUUUCUCAAGGACUUUUUAGAAGAGCUUGAACUAAACUCUCUGCUAGCAAAUGAAAUCUCACGUCAAUCAACAAGUAUUUAAGUACCUACUAUGAUCCUUAAAAAGUUUUAUUUUGUGAAGAGGCAAAAACUCUAAAAGGAGUCAUGAGCCCUAAGUCAUUCAGUAUUUCACACAAUUUUUGUGGAGAAAUUUCUGCUUAUAUGGAUGAGAUGGAAUCAGAAGGAAAAUUGUAAUUGGUUAAUUUCAGCUGCCUUUAUAAAGGAGCUCUCAUUAUCUUGAUUUCUGAUUCUUAAUCCUAUUUUAAAUUUUUCUAAUUUUAAACCACUAUAAUGUACUUUCAUUUUAAUAAAUAUUCAUUUGGAAUCUA